AUGACUUCACUCAACAUCGACGUCAGCGAUAUCCCUGAUCUGACCGGAAAACGAGUCAUUCUCACCGGUGGCUCAUCGGGCAUCGGACUGGCCGCAGCAACGAUCUUUGCACAAAAGGGCGCCACGGUUCUGGAUCUCGAUAUCAACCCGCCCCCAGCGGAUACUCACAGCAGCAUUGAGUAUUACCCUUGCAACGUUUCCAAGUGGUCCGAUUUAAAGCAGGCGUUCCACCACGCCGGCGACAUUGACAUCGCGGUGUCAAAUGCCGGGGUGUCCGAAGAGACCGACUACUUCGCCGACACGUUCGAUGAAAAUGAUGAACUGCUCGAGCCGAAAUAUGGCGUGUUGGACGUCAACCUGCGUGGUGUUCUGAAUUUUACCAAGCUGGCGUUGAGCCACUCCCGACACCGCAAAUGCCCUGGUAGCAUCGUCAUCACGUCCAGCGCGACUGCCUAUGCACCGGAGCAGUCGUUACCGGUGUACGGGGCCUCCAAGUUUGCUCUCAUCGGGCUCCUUCGAGCACUCCGUUCGGCUAUCCGCACCGAAGACAUCACCAUCAACAGCGUGGCCCCGGCCGCGACCAUCACCGCACUGUUGCCGGGUAAUCUGGCUGCGCCAAUCAUCGCAGCAGGGCUCCCAGUGAGUACGGCCGAGUUUGUCGGGCUGGCAGUGGUGUAUUCCGCAGUGGCGCGCCAAAAGCGGUUGGUCGAGGAGUAUGGCAAAGACAGCGGAGACGAUGAGGAGUCCCGGUGGAAUGGUCGCACGAUCUUGACGCUGGGUGAUCGGUAUACGGAGCUGGAGGAGCCUAUUGCUUCUUUACGGCCGCAGUGGUUUGGAGAGGAGAAUACACGGUUGACGCGGUUGCAGCAAACUGCUACGGACUUUCGGAGUAUUUAA
Molecule: messenger RNA, 897 nt
Organism: Aspergillus candidus
Lineage: Eukaryota; Fungi; Ascomycota; Eurotiomycetes; Eurotiales; Aspergillaceae
Product: short chain dehydrogenase reductase
Exons: 2
Coding region: 1-897 (298 amino acids)
Molecular function (GO): oxidoreductase activity
Source: RefSeq, a predicted model, not a curated record